Messenger RNA from Solea senegalensis (Senegalese sole), 2585 nucleotides. Its product is annotated as ras GTPase-activating protein-binding protein 1-like. Lineage: Eukaryota; Metazoa; Chordata; Actinopteri; Pleuronectiformes; Soleidae. The coding region runs from base 151 to 1647 and encodes 498 amino acids. The record is from RefSeq and is a predicted model, not a curated record. The transcript is spliced from 12 exons. Gene Ontology annotation, molecular function: mRNA binding. Gene Ontology annotation, cellular component: ribonucleoprotein complex; cytosol.
CCGGCAAGCGAGCACCAGCACGUUGUGAAGCCGCUAGUGUGUCUGGCAGCAGCCGCUGAGGUGAUUGUCAGAAAUCACUCGUUUCUAAAUCAACGAUCUGUAUAUUAUUUUUUAUAAUUGACCCACUGACAUUUCCAGUUGACCAAAGAAAUGGUGAUGGAGAAGCCAAGUGCCCAGCUGGUCGGGCGAGAGUUUGUCCGACAGUACUACACACUCCUGAACCAGGCUCCUGACUACCUGCACAGGUUCUAUGGAAAGAAUUCCUCCUACGUGCACGGCGGCCUGGACGGCAACGGCAAAGCAGCCGAGGCCGUUUACGGUCAAUCUGAGAUCCAUAAGAGGGUGAUGGCUCUGAGUUUCCGUGACUGUCACACAAAGAUCCGACACGUGGACGCUCACGCCACCCUGAACGAGGGCGUGGUGGUGCAGGUGAUGGGCGAGCUGUCCAACAACAUGCAGCCCAUGAGGAAGUUCAUGCAGACGUUUGUUCUGGCGCCCGAGGGUACCGUCGCAAACAAAUUCUACGUGCACAACGACGUUUUCCGUUACCAAGACGAGGUGUUCGGCGACUCGGACUCUGAGCCUCCAGAAGAGUCUGAUGACGAGGUGGAGGACAUCGAGGAGAGGGUUCCCUCCCCGGACGUCGCUGCAGAGGAAUCUGCUCCCUUCUACGACCCGACAGCCUGUCCGGAGCCGGCUGUUCCUGGCGACGACGAGGAAGCGGCGGCGAGUCCUGAACCUGAGCCGGAGGUAGAGAAGGAGGACGAGGCUGUGGCUGUGGAGCUGAAGUCGGAGACGUCUCUGGAGACGCAGACGGAUGUGCACGCAGCCGACGACCAGACAGAGAAAAGCCCCGCCUCCGCCCCCCCAACCACAGAAGCGGCCUCUGCGCCCGCUGAACCUGCCCCUGCCGCCCCAGAGGAAAACAGGCCGUUCUCUUGGGCGUCGGUCACCAGUAAGAACCUCCCUCCCAGUGGGGCCGUCCCAGUCUCAGGAAUCCCCCCACAUGUUGUCAAAGCCACUCCCACAGCACCGCCCCGGGCAGAGGUGAAGUCAGAGUCUCAGACGGCGACACAGAGACCACAGAGAGACCAGCGGCCGAGGGAACAGAGGCCCGGAGGAGGUCCUCCACCGGUGCACAGAGGACCCAGACCAGUGCGAGAGGGCGAGCAGGGCGAGUCCGAGGGUCGCCGCGUCGUCAGGUAUCCCGACGCCCACCAGCUCUUCGUGGGCAACGUCCCGCACGACGUGGACAAGAGCGAACUCAAGGAGUUCUUUGAACAGUUUGGUACAGUCCUGGAGCUGAGGAUCAACAGUGGAGGAAAACUCCCAAACUUUGGUUUCGUGGUGUUUGAUGACUCUGAACCUGUUCAGAAGAUCCUCAGUAACAGGCCCAUCAAGUUCAGAGGCGACGUCCGUCUCAACGUGGAGGAGAAGAAGACUCGCUCGGCCAGGGAGGGCGACCGGCGGGACACGAGGCCCCGGGGUCCCGGAGGUCCCGGCGGCCCCCGGGAGCGAAUUGGAGGCGGCGGUGGUGGCGGUCGCGGAGGCCCGCCCACUCGGGGCGGUGUGGCACAGAAACCCAGCUUUGGCUCUGGACGCGGCGCCGGCCCCAACGACGGCCGCUACUCUGCCCAGCGUCAGUGAAAUUCCCCGCGACUUAGAUUAUACUGUUUGGAUUCUAUUUACUUGAGUGGUCAUCGAUUCUUAUUUUUUACUGCAGCAGGAACAAAAUUGGUCCAAAAAAAAAACCCCACCCUUAAAUUUAAAUGGAAAAAAAAAGCCCUUUACUUAGGAGCAGAAAUGGUAGGAAGUGAGACUUCGCUUCCUGCCGCUUCUUCCUCCUCGAUGCGGGGUUUCUGUGCGCGUACGUGACGCAGGUUUGGUCGAGAGCUUGCGUCGUUUCCUGCUGAACAGUCCUAACGUCUGUCUCUCACCGAAAUGGCUGCCUCCACCUCCUCCACCACCUCGUUCUUCUUUCUCACCUGCUGCUUCUGAGGAAUCCACCCCUCCCUCCCUCCCUCCCAUCACCAUCAUGUAUUACCUGGACUUUAUUUUGUCAUUUUUAUUAUUUUCAUGCUGAACUUGAAAACAAAUCAAACACACCACACUCACUCACACCACGACAUGAAAAAGGGUAAAUACUACUUGAAUUGGGGAUUUAAAAACCCAGACGUUUGUUUUUUUGUUUUUUUUUUUCCGCGUUCUCUCUCCCUGUUUCUUAAAGGAACGUGUACUUUACUGCUUGGGCAAUCCUGUGUAUUGCUGACACCGUUGUUGUAUCUAGCGAUGGAUCCGUCUUUAUCUUUUUAUUCUAUCAGGUCAAGAGCUGAACUGUAGUGGUUUUUAUUUUGAGUCAUGGAUGUUUUUGGCUUCCGUCGUCUGUCGUCGUCGUCGUGCGUGGAUUCAUAAAUGGAUGCGUCCGGAACGGUGCAUGUCUCAAGAAAACAAACAAAAACACAACAAAAAAACAAACUCCUGUUAGGCUUCUUCUACCGAUGCACUUCAUUUUGUCAUCAUGUCUAAAAAAUGAGAGCUCACCUGCCGAUGAGAGAACUAAAUUAAAAGUGAUUUACUGUUUUAAA